UCACACUCACAGUUCUCUGUCUCUGCCCGACGCUGCUCAGUGCUCGCCCUCGACGAGUUCCUCAACGAAUCUCCACACGGAGUCGGGCCUCAAGUCCCUCGACGAGUUCCUCUCCGGCAAGACCUACAUCUCCGUGUAACGCUUCCUCGACGAGUUCCUCUCCGGCAGGACCUACAUCUCCGAGUAACGCUUCCUCGACGAAUCGGGCGAUCACCUUCUCGGAUCUCCACACGGAGUCAGGCCUCAAGUCCCUUCCAGGCGGUGGUGUUGGCCGGCGGCUUCUCGAAGAAGCUCAUCCCCCUCGUCUCUAAGGUCACUCCCUCCACCUUCUUGCGGUUCGGAGAUUUUCUCCGAGGAACUGAUGCAUUCUACUUCGAGAACGAUUCUCGAAGGCUUUUCUCAUCCUUCUUCGUCUUUGUUUUUAUUUUCAUCUCGGUUCGAAUUCGUUGCAAGAGGUGCCGAAGGCGCUGCUUCCGGUGGCCAACCGCCCUGUCCUCUCCUACGUCUUGGAGCUCCUGGAGCAAAGUAACCUCAAGGAUCUCAUCGUCAUGAGUUCUCUCUCCCGCUCGUUCUCUUUCUUUGCCCUAAUCGGGGUUGCCAACAUGUUGUGGUCUGCAUUCGCAAGCGCUUUUUGAGAAAAAGUGAAGAGCUUGCCCGUGCAUCUUUGGAGCAGGGUGAGGAUGUUGGCAAUGUCGGCAACAAAGUCGUUUUAGGUCCUAAGGGAAGUUGGAAGGCUAGUGCUCUCGGCAGCUUCUCUUAGCUGAUUCCUGACGAUCUUGGGUUGCCUACAUUGCUCUCGUUGUCUUAAAAGAACCUGAUUGCUGCAGAAGAGAAUGAAUCAAUAAACUCAACUCGCUCGCAUUGAACAAAAAUAGAGUUGUCAUUUGGAAGCAAUUCCCCGUGAAGGAAAUUCUUCACAACCAACCUCUGCAUCAGUUCCGCAUACAUCUCCAUGGCAGCAUCUACAAAUUAGUCAGAGGAACAAGAGAAACGACUGUAUUAAAGUUUCAAUAACACCAUUUGAAGGAGCACAAGUCAAUUUCCCAGCAUUAUGUGAAAUUAAGGUUAAGUCACGAGCACAUUGAGAUGCCACUUUUCCUAGUCCCAUCUUCAAAACUUGCCUAACAACCAGAACUUACCUCAAGCGUUUCAUCCAAAUUAGAGCAGACUACGUACAGACCAAUCUCCGAGUGCAAAGUUAAUGUAUCAAGAUAACACGUCAAUGGAGGUAGAGGGACGUGAGGAGAUGACUUCGAUUACGGAAUUGGAGUUUUCUGGCGAUGAAAUUGAAAAAGAGGCAUCCCCUACCAAGAGUGCCAAAAAUAAGGUACCUGAUUAUCAUCUUCCUCAUGAUAAGAAAUAUACAUCCGAAUGUUGGAAACAUUAUGCAAGAAUCAAUGAUAAGGAUGAAAAAACAUAUCAAGUGAAGUGCAUUCAUUAUGGGUUUGUGCUUAAGUACCGUGUUGCUAACGGUACUUCUGUAAUGAGGAAGCACUUGACCACAUGCAAGAGGUUUCCCCGUAAUGUAGAGAAAAGGCAGAAAUUCUUUGCACCACGUAAUGUAGACAUGGCUAGCAAGGCGAGAGGAGAUUCUAGUACUGGUAGCGUCUUAUCGACAUGGUCAUUUAAUCAAGAACGUUGUAGGCGAAUGCUUGCUCAUUUCAUCAUUCUUGAUGAGCAACAUUUUUCCUUGGUUGAGCAUAUUGGAUUUCGUGAUUUUGUCAGUGAGUUACAACCCCUCUUCAAACAUUUAUCACGUUUCACAAUGGCAAAAAAUUGCAUGAAGUUGUAUUUAUAUGAAAGAACUUCUUUGAAGAAUUAUUUUGAAAAUAUUAAUUCUAGGAUCACACUCACGACUGAUAUAUGGAGUUCCAUUUAAAAUCUGAAUUAUUUGUAUCUCAUUGCAUAUUUUAUUAAUGAAAAUUGGAAGUUGCAUAAAAGAAUUAUUAACUUUGUGGUAAUGCAUAGUCACAUGGGUAGGGAGAUUGGAAAAAUGGUAGAGAAAUGCAUUCAAAAGUGGGGAAUAGAAAAAAAGGUGUCCACAAUUACUGAGGACAAUGCUAACUCGAAUGAUGUUGCAAUUGGCUAUUUGAAGGAAAAACUUUCGAAAGAAAGAUCGUUGAUAUUAGAUGGUAGUAUUUUGCACAUGAGGUGCACAGCUCAUAUAUUGAAUUUGAUUAUGAGAGAUGGCUUGACUACGGUACGUGACUCAAUUGCACGUAUCCGAAAUGUGGUUAGGUAUGUAAGGAGUUCUCCCACGAGAGCUAAAGCAUUUCAAUCUUGCAUUAAGAGAGAACAGAUCACUUAUAAGGGUUCAGUAGUUCUUAACGUUGCCACUAGAUGAAACUCCACUUAUCUCAUGUUAGACACUGCCAUAAAGUUCAAAAAAGCUUUCGAAAGAAUGGAAAAAGACGAUCUAUCUUUAGCAAGAUAGCUUAAUCAUGAAAUUCCUAGUGAUGAUGAUUGGGAAAAUGCUAUUAUUCUUUCGGAAUUAUAGAAAGUAUUCUAUGAUGCCACCAAUCGGAUGUCGGGAAGUUCAUAUGUUACUUCAAAUGAUUAUUUUGAAGGGAUAGCUCUUCUGUAUAGAUAUUUGAAAGAUGCAAUCAAUGUUUCGGAUCCUAAGCUUCAAGCUAUGGGUGUGAAAAUGAAAGAAAAAUUUGAUAAAUAUUAUGGAAAAUUAGAUAAAGUGAAUAUGAUGGUGUUGAUUGUGGUUAUGUUGGAUCCUAGAGCCAAGUUGAAUUAUAUGAGUUUCUUGUAUGGACAAAUUUAUGAUGAUGAAUCAAAAAUUAAAGAGAUGCAUUACAAGGUCAAGGAUACAUUAAAGCGUUUGUAUAAAUUUUAUGAGCAAUAUUCUCUUAUUUCAAGUGAUUGAAAUUUAAGCGGCCAUAGUUUGGAUGCAAGUAGUAGUGGUUUCAAUGCCGAUACAGGUGGUAAUGAAGGAAUAAAGAAGUAUGACGUCCAAGCUUGGAAGAAAAUGUUUUUAUACUCAAAUGAACAAAUGUGCGAUGGCAACAAAUCCGAGCUUGAUGAGUAUCUUCAAAAAAAAAAUGAAAAGGUUCUUGAUUUUGAUCUUUUGAUAUGGUGGAAGACUACUGGCUCAAAAUAUAAGAUUCUUUCUUUGAUGGCUAGAGAUAUUUUAUCCAUUCCCGUAACUACCGUUGCUUUAGAGUCAAUUUUUAGUACAUCAGAUCGUGUGCUUGAUGGCUUUCAAAGUUUUUUAACUCCCAAAGUAGUGGAAGCUUUGAUUUGCACUCGAGAUUGGUCGAGAGUCAUUCGUGUAUCGAUUGAUGUUGAAGAAUGCAUCGAGAACACAGAAAAAUUUAAAUUAGAUAUGGAUGGUCUUAAUGCGGAGAUUAUCAUUGAUAAAUAGAGUUGGUGUUUCAAUCCCUGGUAUGUACUAGAGGAGGCCUCACCUCGGCGGCUGCUAAGCAAAGGCUGGAACUUUUUGGCCACAACAAGCUUGAAGAGAAGAAGGCACUGAGAUCACUCAUUGUUUUAGGGGCAAGCGUCCAGAUUGGCAAGAUUUCAUAGGCAUCGUCACUCAUUGUCUUUUGAUUUGACCAAUGUGUGUGUGUCUGUGGGUCUUUGUUGGUAAUAAAGAUUUGCACUUUGUUGAUUUGUUUAACGAGAGCAAAUUCUUGAAGUUCUUGGGGUUCAUGUGGAAUCCCCUGUCUUGGGUCAUGGAGCUUGCUGCUAUCAUGGCCAUCGCACUUACAAAUGGGGGGGGCAAGCCUCCAGAUUGGCAAGAUUUCAUAGGCAUCGUCACUCUUCUGUUUAUAAACUCCGCUAUUAGCUUUAUCGAGGAGAACAAUGCCGGUAAUGUUGCAGUUGCGCUCAUGGCUCAUCUCGCUCCCAAAGCUAAGUGAUUCACACGUAUGAUGUAGGUACUUAGAGAUGGAAGAUAAGACAUUUAGUGCAGGAAGCAUUGGGAGAAGCUACAAAGGCGAGUUUCAACGGUUUCAACUAUUUCCAAAGGUAUCUGAAGACGUACCAAUUCUAGCAAAUCAGUUCUAUGUCAUGGUUUCGCAUCCGAAUGGUAAAAAGUUUUCAACAGUAUUAUGUCCAAAGACUGCUGGGAUGCCCAAAGAGUCAACAGGUUCAGGGACUGAAUGUUGGGAUUGGAACUUGAAUGGGGAUAAGUGUACAUACCAUGCUUUGUUUCCAAGGGCAUGGACAAUAUAUGAUGGUUUCCAAUCAAGGAAGAACUUCUGCAGGUCCUUGCUCUUUACAUGGGUGAACUCUGUGGGAGGAGUAUCAGGUUUUUCCGGCGCGCAUUUCAACUCUAAUAUGGAACCAUUGAUGGUAUUCAUGGAAUUCUCUUACAUCACAGGUGAAUUUCGACAUUCAAAUCUUAAUUUAAUUGCCACUUCAAUGCCCAUGUUGCCCGUCUUAUUUCUUGGUCAUACUUAUUCACUAUCCAGAACUGCAAAUGGAGAUCCACCCGUGACUUUCGCUAUUGUAGCUGAGGAAUCUUCUGAUGUACAUAUUUCUAAGUGUCCUUAUUUCCUUAUUUCUGGUACAUCCCAUGGUUUCACGGCAAAGGAUAUGUGGUAUGAAAUUAAAAAGAAUGGGUCAUUUGAUCAUACCGUCCAGAAUGAUAAUCUCGUUCUAUCAGAAGCAGGUUCGUCUAUCGGUGCUGCCAUGGUUGCCUCUUUGGUAGUUCCUCCAGAUUUGUUCGUACAGUUACAUUUUCAUUGGCAUGGGAUUGCCCAGAGGUGAGAUUUGGCGACAAUGUGUAUUACAGGUCAAGAAUAUAGCAGUGGAGAUAUUGGAUUUCUAUGAGAACCGUACAUCGAUCACAGAAGAGAGAGUAAAUGCUGCUUUGAACAAGUUGGCUAUGAAAGCAUAAACAUUAGGUGAGUCUUAUGCUCGCCAUGAGAGAUCUUGUUGCAUAUGAUACAAUCGAAAUUUGGUUAUUGGUGAUAGAAGACACUUAGAAUAGUUUGGUGAUAGCUCUCUUGUAUGAAGUGAGACAUUUGACACCAUUGAAUGUUCCCUUCUCUUUUCUAAUUAGGGAUAAGUGUUGCAGAAGUCCUAAAACUUGUCACGAAAAAUGCAAUUGAGUCAU
This is a messenger RNA of Eucalyptus grandis, 5068 nucleotides long. Its product is annotated as non-lysosomal glucosylceramidase-like. The record is from RefSeq and is a predicted model, not a curated record. Gene Ontology annotation, molecular function: beta-glucosidase activity. The transcript has 16 exons. Bases 3895 to 4719 code for a protein of 274 amino acids. Lineage: Eukaryota; Viridiplantae; Streptophyta; Magnoliopsida; Myrtales; Myrtaceae.